AUGGUGACUGUCUAUCCUGCAGGAGUAAAUGCAAGCUGGCAGGGCCCGUCAUAUGCUAUCGAAGGGGUCGAUGGUGCAGCUUUCACCACUGACCUGAUCGAGCUUAUCAAAGAGAGCUACUGCAUCGACGAGAAGCGCGUUUACGCCACAGGGCACUCCAACGGCGGUGGCUUCGUAGGGCUUUUGGCUUGUUCUGCCGAUCAUGGUGGGCAAUUUGCGGCAUUUGCUGGAGUCGCAUCUGCGCUCUACACUGAUCUCUCUGGGGACGAAACUUGCAGCCCUUCGCGUUCACCUCUGCCUAUGUUAGAGUCUCAUGGUACUGCUGACACUACCAUCCCAUACAACGGAGGAGAUGGAGUUGGUGGAAAGCUUCCGGCCAUACCGGAUUGGCUCUCUCGCUGGGGUACCAGAAACAAGUGCACAGAUUCUGAGACUAUCGAUAAAGGCAAUGGGCUGACUGAACAGCGCUGGACAUGUGAUGGCACGGAGGGGUUGCAACGGCAUUUCAAAAUGGAAGGACAAAGUCACGAAUAUCCCGGCCAAGCCAAUCCUCAAAUUUGGAUAUCGCCAGAGAUUAUCGGGUUCUUCAACGCCCAUAGUCGACCUUGA
Molecule: messenger RNA, 609 nt
Organism: Clonostachys solani
Lineage: Eukaryota; Fungi; Ascomycota; Sordariomycetes; Hypocreales; Bionectriaceae
Source: the annotation of a GenBank genome assembly